AGAAUAGGGAACCAUCCCCCGUCAAAACCUCGUUCAACAACACUCCCCACCGCAUACACACACACACACACAUUUCUCAUUUCUCAGAAGUCGGAAAUUUUCAUUUCUAAAAUCUUAUAUCACUGAAGAAGAACCAUCAAUGGAGAUCGAGUACCAAGAGGAGUACAUAAGGAAUUCAAGAGGUGUGCAGCUCUUUACAUGUAGAUGGCUUCCUCUCUCUGCCCCAAAAGCCCUGGUUUUCCUCUGCCAUGGUUAUGGCAUGGAAUGUAGCGACUUCAUGAAAGGAUGCGGGACCAAGCUAGCAAGCUACGGGUAUGCAGUAUUUGGAAUAGACUACCAAGGACACGGGAGGUCCAUGGGUGCUCGCUGUUAUAUCAAGAAAUUUGACCACAUUGUCACUGAUUGCUCCAAUUACUUCAAAACCAUCUCUGGACAAGAAGACUACAAAAACAAGAAACGGUUCUUAUAUGGUGAAUCCAUGGGUGGUGCGGUUGCCCUUCUUGUACACCGAAAGGACUCAUCUUUCUGGCAUGGUGCCAUUUUGGUUGCACCCAUGUGUAAGAUAUCUGAGAAGGUGAAGCCACAUCCAAUGGUGAUAAGCAUGCUAACAAGGGUAGAAGAUGUGAUACCAAGAUGGAAGAUUGUUCCUACAAAAGAUGUCAUUGAUGCUGCAUUUAAGGAUCCUGUUAAGAGAGAAGAGAUACGUUCAAACAAGUUGAUUUACCAAGAAAAACCGAGGCUUAAAACAGCUCUUGAAAUGCUAAGGACCAGCAUGGGUCUCGAAGACAGCUUAAACGAGGUCACACUGCCGUUUUUUGUGCUGCAUGGAGAAGCGGAUACAGUGACGGAUCCAGAAGUUAGCCGCGCUCUAUAUGAACAGGCGAGUAGCAAAGACAAGACGAUUAAAUUAUACCCGGGAAUGUGGCAUGGAUUGACCUCCGGAGAGCCUGAUCACAACAUCAAUGUUGUUUUUGCCGACAUCAUUGCAUGGCUGGAUAAACGAUGUGAUGAUGAUAUUGAUCAUGAUUAUAUCACUGAAAAGCAAUUUCAUGACAUUGUGGUUGCUGAUAAAGUGAAUGAUGUCGUGGAAGUGGAAAUCAGUGAAAGUAAACCAAGGCGGAGUAGGCGUCAUGGUCAUGGAAGCUAUCUUUGUGGGUGGAAAGGACGUCGGAUGCACCACCACUCUGCCAUGUAGCCACCGUCCUUUGACUAAAAUAUAUGGUUUUAGUUGUCUUGAAGCAUAACAUUAGGUAUAUGAAUGACUUUUAUGUUUUAUAGACCCACCGAAGCUUUUUCGUAUUGGUUCCAAUUUAGAAUAUAUAUAUUAUAUUAAAGUUCAUAA
This is a messenger RNA of Lactuca sativa (garden lettuce), 1342 nucleotides long. RefSeq names its product caffeoylshikimate esterase. The record is from RefSeq and is a predicted model, not a curated record. NCBI's taxonomy places the organism in Eukaryota, Viridiplantae, Streptophyta, Magnoliopsida, Asterales, Asteraceae.